UACAUGAUGAGCCACGCAGCGGCCACCGGCAACCUGCCCUACCCCUUCCCCUCCCACCUGCCCCUGCCCUACUACUCCCACAUGGGCAUCGGAGCCUCCUCGGCCUCUGCGGCCACUCCCUUCAGUACCCCCCUAAGGCCGCUGGACACCUUCAGGGUCCUCUCCCACCCCUACCCGAGACCAGAACUGCUGUGCGCCUUCAGGCAUCCCUCUCUCUACCCUGUCCCGACUCAUGGACUCAGCAGCGGUGGGGGCAACCCCUGCUCCUGCCUGGCUUGCCACAGCGGCCAGUCCAACGGGCUGGCGCAGAGACCCUCCGGAUCAGACUUUACCUGUUCUGCCACAACCAGGACUGACUCUUUCCUCACUUUCACGCCCUCUGUGCUUAGCAAAGCCACCUCAGUUUCCAUGGACCAGCGAGAAGAAGUACCUUUAACGAGAUAA
Pterocles gutturalis (yellow-throated sandgrouse) is the source of this 444-nucleotide messenger RNA. It is a transcript of the gene EVX1, whose product is annotated as even-skipped homeobox 1. Gene Ontology annotation, biological process: regulation of transcription by RNA polymerase II. The transcript has a single exon. The annotation marks the transcript as partial. The record is from RefSeq and is a predicted model, not a curated record. NCBI's taxonomy places the organism in Eukaryota, Metazoa, Chordata, Aves, Pterocliformes, Pteroclidae. Gene Ontology annotation, molecular function: RNA polymerase II cis-regulatory region sequence-specific DNA binding; DNA-binding transcription factor activity, RNA polymerase II-specific. Gene Ontology annotation, cellular component: nucleus.